AUGAAUGAGGGGCGGAGGUUCCCAGGCGGGGAAAAGCGGCCGGCCAUGGUGAAUGAGGGGCCGCUGUCCCCAUGUGGGGAACAGUGGCUGGUCUUGAAUGCAGUGACUUAUGACGAUGUACAUGUUGACUUCACUUGGGAAGAGUGGGCUCUGCUGGAUCCUUACCAGAAGAGUCUCUACAAAGAUGUGAUGCUAGAGACCUACAGGAACCUCACUGCUAUAGGCUACAAAUGGGAAGAUCAUAAUAUUGAAGAACAUUGUCAAAGUUCUAGAAGACAUUUAAGGCAUGAAAGAAGUCAUACUGGAGAGAAACUUUCUGAAUAUACUCAAAGUGUUAAUGCCUAUACAUAUCAUAAUCAUCUUCAAAGGCAUGAAAGAAUCCAUACUGGAGAGAAACACUAUGAAUGUAGUCAAUGUGGGAAAGCCUUUGCAUCUAACAGUACUCUCCGAAAACAUAAAAGAACACAUACAGGAGAGAAACCUUAUGAAUGUAAUCAAUGUGGUAAAACCUUUGCAUAUCACAGUUAUCUCCAAAGCCAUAAAAGAAUACAUACAGGAGAGAAACGCUAUGAAUGUAAUCAAUGUGUUAAAGCCUUUACACAGAACUCUAAUCUCCAAAUACAUAAAAGAACACAUACUGGAGAGAAACCCUAUGAAUGUAAUCAAUGUGGUAAAGCCUUUACACUUCCCUCUAAUCUCCAAAUACAUAAAAGAACACAUACUGGAGAGAAACCCUAUGAAUGUAAUCAAUGUGGUAAAGCCUUUACACUUCCCUCUAAUCUCCAAAUACAUAAAAGAACACACACUGGAGAGAAACCCUAUGAUUGCAAUCAAUGUAGUAAAGCCUUUACACUUCCCUCUAUUUUCCAAAUCCAUAAAAGAACACAUACUGGAGAGAAACCCUAUGAAUGUAAUCAAUGUGGUAAAGCCUUUGGACAGCACGGUCAUCUUAAAAGGCAUAAAAGAACACAUACUGGAGAGAAACCCUAUGAAUGUAAGCAAUGUGGUAAAGCCUUUUCACAACACGGGUAUCUCCAAAAACACAAGAGAACACAUACAGGAGAGAAACCCUAUGAAUGUAAGCAAUGUGGUAAAGCCUUUGUAUGUUAUAGUCAUCUCCGAGUCCAUAAAAGAACACAUACAGGAGAGAAACCCUAUGAAUGUAAUCAAUGUGGUAAAGCCUUUGUAUGCGGUAGUUAUCUCCAAAGCCAUAAAAGAACACAUACUGGCGAGAAACCCUAUGAAUGUAAUCAGUGUGGUAAAGCCUUUGCACGGCACAGUCAUCUUCAAAAGCAUAAAGGAACACAUAAUGGAGAGAAACCCUAUAAAUGUAAUCAAUGUGGCAAAGCCUUUCCAGAUCACAGUCAUCUUCAAAGGCAUGAAAGAACUCACCAAAAAGGUUUCAAAGUAACUUAUUAUUAUUCCUCUGUUUAAAGGAACAUGUUUUAUAAUGACUAUUUCUGUAAUCAACAAACUAUGUCUUCUGAAAAAUAACUGGAUUUUAAAAAGAUGUAAAGUUUAAGGCUUAAGCUAUAUAGAUUCAAAAAAGUACUUAAAGGUAUAAAAAAUGUUUUAAGUUAUAUAAGCAUGAGUUUAUAUAGGGUUUGAGGACAUAAAAGCACAACUUAUGAUAAAAAUGAUUUAAAAUACAUAAAAAUAAUAAAAAAUGUUUCAAAUGUCUUCCCCUUUCUCUGCUGUUUUUAUUAUAUGAGACUUCAAAAAUUCAGUUUUGACAUUAAUCAAUAAAGCUCUGAUAAGCUAUUA
Messenger RNA from Peromyscus leucopus (white-footed mouse), 1764 nucleotides. Its product is annotated as zinc finger protein 431-like. Bases 1 to 1434 code for a protein of 477 amino acids. Lineage: Eukaryota; Metazoa; Chordata; Mammalia; Rodentia; Cricetidae. The transcript has 4 exons. The record is from RefSeq and is a predicted model, not a curated record. Gene Ontology annotation, biological process: regulation of DNA-templated transcription.